Thamnophis elegans (Western terrestrial garter snake) is the source of this 1563-nucleotide messenger RNA. It is a transcript of the gene SYT9, whose product is annotated as synaptotagmin 9. NCBI's taxonomy places the organism in Eukaryota, Metazoa, Chordata, Lepidosauria, Squamata, Natricidae. Gene Ontology annotation, molecular function: SNARE binding; calcium-dependent phospholipid binding; clathrin binding. The record is from RefSeq and is a predicted model, not a curated record. Gene Ontology annotation, cellular component: dense core granule; membrane. Gene Ontology annotation, biological process: regulation of calcium ion-dependent exocytosis; regulation of dopamine secretion; cellular response to calcium ion. Bases 1 to 1563 code for a protein of 520 amino acids. The transcript has 7 exons.
AUGCCUCGUGGCAGGGAGGACGAGAUUUGCCGGAAAGCGCUGAAACUGCUGGUCGAGCUCUGCUCCGAGGGGACGGUCGAGAACGACAGGUGCCUGGAGUUCAGCUACUAUCUGCGGGACAGCGGCAGACCCCGGCCGGCCGACGCAGAUAUCACAGUAAGUUUGCUGUCCUUGGUGGUCACCGCAUGUGGACUUGCUUUGUUUGGGGUAUCUCUGUUUGUGUCCUGGAAGCUUUGUUGGGUUCCAUGGCGAGAGCGUGGCCUGCUAGGCAACAAAGACAAGCAGGAAUCCUUGAACCUCACAGACACAGAGACCAAUGACCAAGACUAUAGUGAGGAAUUCCUGGGACAGCCGACUACCUACCCUGACUCCUCCAUGAAAAUUAGCCACACUUCUCCAGACAUUCCAUUGGACGCUAAGGCAGGGACCAAGGAGAACUGCAUACACAAUGUUCGGAUGCAUCGACAAAUCACAGAACCAACACCUUCUGCUCGGCACAAUUCAAUACGAAGACAGCUCAAUCUCUCAAAUCCUGACUUCAACAUCCAACAGAUCCAGAAGCAGGAACAGCUGACAGGCAUUGGACGCAUCAAGCCGGAGCUGUAUAAGCAAAGAUCGGUCGACACGGAUGAUGGUCGGAGAAAUAAUAGCAAGUCUUGUGGGAAAAUCAAUUUUAUUGUAAAAUAUGAUUGUGACUUAGAACAACUUAUAGUGAAGAUUCACAAGGCUGUCAGCCUGCCAGCGAAGGAUUUUUCUGGAACUUCAGACCCUUAUGUCAAGAUCUACUUACUUCCAGAUAGGAAAACAAAACAUCAGACUAAAGUACAUAGAAAAACUCUUAACCCAGUAUUUGAUGAAGUUUUUUUAUUUCCUGUUCCUUACAAAGAUUUGAGUUCAAGAAAACUUCAUUUUUCUGUCUAUGACUUUGACCGCUUCUCCAGGCAUGACUUGAUUGGCCAAGUGAUAGUGGAUAAUUUUUUAGAAUUAGCCGACUUUCCUAGGGAAUGUAAUAUUUGGAAGGAUAUUGAAUAUGUCACAAAUGACAAAGUGGAUCUUGGCGAGUUGAUGUUUUCGCUUUGCUAUCUUCCAACAGCUGGCAGGCUAACCAUAACUAUAAUAAAAGCAAGAAAUUUAAAAGCAAUGGACAUCACAGGAGCAUCAGAUCCGUAUGUGAAGGUGUCACUAAUAUGUGAAGGGAGACGAUUAAAGAAAAGGAAGACUUCUAUCAAGCGGAACACCCUCAAUCCUGUUUACAAUGAAGCCAUAGUCUUUGAUGUCCCUCCAGAAAGCAUUGAUCAGAUUCACUUGUCUAUAGCUGUUAUGGAUUAUGACCGUGUAGGUCACAAUGAAGUAAUUGGAGUCUGUCAAGUAGGCAACGAAGCAGAAAGUCUUGGGCGAGAUCAUUGGAAUGAAAUGCUCUCCUACCCUCGAAAACCCAUUGCACGCUGGUAUCCGCUUGCAGAGGGCCCUAAAUGUUCUGCAGGCUUUCUGCGCAUUGAUGGCUGCCGAAGAGGCUUCUUCACUCUUUUAACCUAUUCAGCAGAAAUCUGGCAUUCCUGUUGA